UAGCAGUGCGGGGUGGACGUGUUAAAAUGAGUUCCUUUUUAUUAAAUAUUUUAUUAUUAUUUAUCUGUGGUCAGAUGGUUAUGUGCCAGGAUGUCUACAGAGCAGCAAUAAUAGGCAAUAGGAAACCACACUCUAAAAACUAUGCAUCUCUUAUACAUGAAGCGGCCAAAUUGAAUGCGGAUAUACUUCUAUUAGAAACUGAGGAGGAUAAGGGCAACUUAGAAUCAUGUGGCCGUUGCGAUAAUAAUUAUGAUGAGAUAGUGAAAGCGGUUUCAACAGCUGCGAAGGAAACUGCGAUCUACGUAGGAGUCCAUGUGUAUGAAAAAAUAACUUGUAAUAAACAUGAAGAUAUUGUCAGAAGUAAUUUAAUAUUCAAUAGAAAUGGGGAUAUAAUAUCUGUUUCCAGGAAGCCAUUGAAUAAAGCUAAUUGCAAUUCAACAUAUUCAAACAGUGCAAGCUUUUCAACUGAUUUUGGCGUCAAAUUUGGAGUAUUCAUGGAAGAGGAUAUAAUAAAUGCUCAAGAUAUAGAUUUUAGUAAUUAUGUAAUACUGGGUUCAUGGCCUCGCCAAAGUGGGAAAUUACAUGCAUCGCAGCUUAAAGCAUCAUGGGCAUUUAUUAGUAAAAUUAACGUAGUUUCGACAAACGGUGUCUAUGGCAACACUGGAGCUGCCAUAAAGUCUAACAACAUUAUUGUAAAAGAAAUAAAAAAAAAUGGAAAUAAUAAACCAAAAUUACAAAGCAGUUCAUAUGAUUUUCCUGACUUGGCUCGCAGCGUCAAGCUGGACUUGGAACUCGCAAUGCAAGGUUACAAGGAAAACGUAUGCUUUGAAGAAGUCUGUUGUCAUUUCUACGUAAGGCUUGCGGGAAAAGGUAACUCGGACGUGUCAUACAACGUAGGAGUCCACACUGGUACAAUGGACGUAGGAUCUCAAACAGUGGCCACUCGAGGUUGUGUUCUGGUCGCCUGCGCAGGGUCAGAUCAAUCUUGCUCUGUACUGUCCAGGAAUUCAUCUGAUGUCACCUUUAAAACGAUCUCUAUAUCUAGUAACUUUAGUCAGGACUCUAAGCAGUUCCCUAUUUUACAAACUACGGAUGUCAAGAACAUAAAAUUCGACCAACAAAAUGGUAAAAAUAACAGGCAAGUUAAUAUGGAAAUUUAUGAAUGUAAUAAUUUAUUACAUUUCGGAAUUGUUAGCAUCGAAUCGAAGCCAAUCGACGAAAUUAGUGAAAAAUUUAACGAUUUCUCUUCAUACAUUUCGAGUGAGAAUGUUCAAGUAUUCUUUGAUUAUCUUUGGAUUCGAUUGCGUGUUCCUAUAUUUAUCGUAUCGAUAUAUAUAUUGGAGAUGAUGUAAAUUAUAUUUACUUAUUAAAAUAAGUAACAUUGUAUGUUUAGUGGGUUGGCAUUUAAUGGGAUUUUAUUAUUUAUCAAGUGUUAGGUAUAUUAAAAUAGGUAGAUCUAUUAUUAUUAUAAAAUAAUAUGAGACUGAUAUUAUGUAUUUUAUAAAAUGGUUUGAAUUAUGUUUGAAUUUCCUUUAGGUUUUUCUCUUGUAAUAAGUUUUUUGGACAUGCUUUUAUUAAACUGUGUUAAUUAUUGUUAUUGUAAAUGAAAAAUAGAAUUAACGAAGGUAUACUGUCAUGAGAGAUAUCAAAAAUUAACAGAUCAAAGUACGAAGUAACUUAAACAUUUUAGUAAAUCUUAAUAUUUGUUAGUUUAAAUAGGUAUUUAUCUUAUUUAAUUAUUAUUUAAAUAUUAAAGUUAUAUUAAAAAUAUAUAGGUAUAAAUUCAUGUAUUUUAUUUAAAAUUCCAAUUCAUAGGACAGGACGAGACUUAUUAUAGCCUAGUUCACAGAGUUAUUGCCAAAUAAUGUUAAAGUUACCUCUAUUAAGUUUUGCAGAUCUCUGUGAUAUUAAAAUAAUGUGAAUAAAUGAGUUU
This is a messenger RNA of Pieris brassicae (large cabbage white), 1933 nucleotides long. RefSeq lists its product as uncharacterized. Lineage: Eukaryota; Metazoa; Arthropoda; Insecta; Lepidoptera; Pieridae. The transcript is spliced from 9 exons. Bases 27 to 1352 code for a protein of 441 amino acids. The record is from RefSeq and is a predicted model, not a curated record.